UUCAGUGUGACAGAGUGGCAAGCAGAACCGCUAGAUUUUGGGAAUACAGAGGAUCCGAUCAGAACCCGUUCUAUCGUCUUCCAAAUUAACUCAGUUACUUUCAGACAAAGUUUAAUUUAAGUUGACACCCGAAGAAAUCUUCAGAACAUCGUGCCAAACUUAUUUCUAAAUCUAUGAAUUAAACUUAAACGGUGGAGGGUAUCAGAUCUUAUUCAAUUCAGUAUGGAAUUUGAUUAAAAUCACUGAAGUUUGGAUAUAGGUGGUUUGGACAGAUAAUGGUAACCAAAUUCUAUUUGUGACAAUCAAAUCCAGUGUUGACGCGUUGAAGUGUGUAUCAAGGAGAUACCAUGUGACGGAAAAUUGGACAAAUACUUAAUCUUCAUCUCGAAUCUUCACAUUUCAAGUAGAGUUUUAGUUCAGGACAACUGAACGGGGUGAGCUUUACUGGUAUUUUCUUAAAGAUGAAAGCCACAUAGGACUAUGCGCGCACGAAGUUGCCAUGACAUAAUGGGAAGCUAGAAUAUUGGGAGUACCAAAUACUGGGAAUGCCUUAUUACUAGUAAGUUUCUAACAUCUUUGAAUUUGAAUUUAAACGGAAAUUGGCAAUUUGUCACACAUUUGUAAACAAAAAAAAGCACAAAAAAAACUGUUUUCUUCCUGUCAUCGCCCCAGGCACCUUCGUGGUGGAGAAAUGGGAUGACAGGGGGCAGCUGAGGUGAGACUGAUAAGGACAAUGAUUGUGCCCGGCGUUGGCAUCCCGCUCCCGGAGCGUCUGUUGCUGAUGUUGGUCCUGCUGUCUGUCUCUGAGUCGAGGCUCACUCAAGCUUGCCCUGGGCUCAUCACUAGUGGCUGCAGCUGUACAGAUGAACGCUCCAAAGCCCACUCCACUCAAACUGUUCGGAAAAGAGUCAGCUGCGGUAACGAAGAACUUUCUGAAACUCCAGAAUCCGGCCUGCUACCGAACCAGACCGUUACAUUAAUUUUGAGCAACAAUCGCAUCAGGGUUCUGAGAAAUGGAUCCUUUGUUGGACUCUAUGCCCUGGAGAAACUAGACCUUAGGAGCAACCUCAUCAGCACCAUCAUGCCUGGAGCCUUCCAAAGUUUAUCUGAUCUUCGGAAGCUUGACCUGUCCAACAACCGCAUUGGCUGCUUGACUCCAGACAUGUUCCAGGGACUCACCAACCUCGCCAAACUGAACCUCUCUGGAAACAUCUUAUCUACCUUGGACUCGGGGGUCUUUCAGGAGCUCCCCUCUCUUAAGCUAGUGAACUUCAACUCUGACUUCCUGUCAUGUGACUGUGGGCUGCGCUGGAUGCCAGGUUACUUUCGCACCAGUACAGCGCGGCUGGGGGACGAGACCGUCUGUGCCUAUCCCAAAAGCCUCCAUGGAAAGCCUCUGCGUGGACUGAGGGAAAGUCAGCUGAGCUGUGAUGGGCCUCUGGAGCUGCACACCCUGUCUCUCCUGCCCUCCCAGCGCCAGGUGGUCUUCAAGGGGGACCGAAUGCCCUUCCACUGCACUGCCGCCCUGGUGGACAAAAUCACUGCGAUGCACUGGCGCCACAACGGCCAGCUGGUGACCUCUGACCCUGAACAGGGCAUCAGUCUGGAGGCCAGUGUGGUGCAUGACUGCACCUUCAUCACCAGUGAGCUCAUCCUGUCCAACGUGCAUGUGGAGGCCAGUGGAGAGUGGGAGUGUGUGGUGGCCACUGGGCGGGGCAACACUUCCCGCAGUGUGGAGAUAGUGGUACUGGAGAACAGUGCCUCCUUCUGUCCGGAGGAGAGAGUCACUAACAACCGGGGGGAGUUCAAGUGGCAGAAGACCCUGGCAGGUAUCACCUCCUACCAGUUCUGUCUCCAGCUGCGCUACCCCUCCCUGUCCAUGGGGGGUGGUGUGGUGCAGAAGCAGGCAUCACGCUACUGUGACCGCUCAGGGAGCUGGGAGGAGGGAGACUAUGACAACUGUCUCUACACUAAUGACAUCACACGGGUCCUACACACCUUCAUCCUGAUGCCCAUCAAUGCCUCUAAUGCGGCCACUCUGGCACGUCAGGUGCGUACCUACACUGUGGAGGCAUCCGGUUUCACUGACACCAUGGACGUGAUGUACGUGGCCCAGAUGAUGGAGAAAUUCAUGGAAUAUAUCCGACCACUGAGAGAGCUGUCAGAGAUGCUGGUGGACAUGGGCAGUAACCUGAUGCAGGUGGAUGAUCAGAUCCUGGCCCAUGCCCAGACAGAGAAGAGAGCCUGCAGCUCCAUAGUCCACUCUCUGGAGACCCUGGCCUGGCCCCAGCUACACAGCCAUGCCCAGGACCUCUCCAUGAUCUCCAGGAACAUUGUGAUGGAGGCCCACCUUAUCCGUCCGGCCCACUUCACUGGAAUGAGCUGCACAGCCUACCAACGCCGGGAGACCUUGUUAGGCAACCUGGGCAUGGAGGGGGCAGAGCCCACCCACGAACAGCAGCUCCGCUUCCGCUGCACCACUGGCACCCACAACACCUCCCUAAACAACUUCCCCAUGAAGAAUGCUGUAGCCCUGGCCUCUGUGGUUCUUCCUGCCUCUCUGUUCCCCCCGGACGCCCCGUCAGACUGUAAGCUCCAGUUUGUGGCGUUCCGUACUGGGAGGUUCUUCCCUUUCUCUGGGAACUCUAACGGUCCUGGAGAGCACGUCCGCAGACACAGUAUCAACAGCCCAGUGGUCUACGUAGGCCUGGACGGGUGCAGUCUGUGGAACCACUCGGAGGCUAUCCUGGUGUCCCUGCGUCACUUGACCCCAGGCAGCGAGCCGGUGGCGGCCCACUGGAGCUUACAGGCACUGCUGCAGAAGCAGGGUGGGUGGAGCCAGGAGGGCUGCCAACUAGCCCACACUGACUCUGCCACCUCCACCCUGCGCUGUUCUGUGCUCAGCAACUACGCUGUGUUGCAGGAGGUUCCUGACUUCCCCCACUCCCCACCCAUGUCAGUGAGGGUGCUCCACCCUGUGGUUUACACCUGUACUGCAAUCCUUCUCCUCUGCCUCUUCACCAUCAUCAUCACACACAUACUACACCACAGUUCUAUAAAUAUAUCCAGAAAGAGCUGGCACACCUUACUCAAUACCUGCUUCCACAUCGCUAUGACCACAGCUGUGUACGCCGGAGGCAUCACCCUGACCAGCUACCCAAUGGUGUGCCAGGCAGUGGGCAUCGCUCUACACUACUCCUCCUUGUCUACUCUGCUGUGGAUUGGUGUCAGCGCCAGAGUCCUCUACAAAGAGACUGUCUGGAGGAUGCCACGGCAGCCAGAGGGAGAGUCUAAUGUUCCCCCUACUCAGCGGCCUAUGCUCAGGUUCUAUCUAAUAGCUGGUGGUGUUCCUCUCAUCGUAUGUGGCAUCACUGCAGCUGUCAAUGUCAACAACUAUGGGGACAACAACCCUUACUGCUGGUUGGUGUGGCGGCCCAGUUUGGGGGCCUUCUUUGUCCCCGCAGGCUUGGCGGUAUUGGUGACCUGGAUCUAUUUCCUGUGCACUGUGUUUCGCCUGAGGCACCGGGUGUCCAAAGAGUGCCCAAGAUUCUCCCUGUCCUCCCCUGUGCCUGAGAGCCAGCCAGCCCUGGGUGGCAGCACCAGCCUCCUGUCCACAGACUCUGUGGUGGGGACCAUACAUACUGCGUUGACCCCAGAGGACCAGUACACCCUGAAGGUGCAGUUCCUGGUGCUGGUAGCCACCCACUUCCUGUUCCUGGCCCUGUGGAGCUGUGGAGCCAUGGCCAUGUGGCUGACAGGGCGCAGCAGCCUAUUUUUCAGCUGUCUCUAUGGAGUAGCUGCCACCGUGUUGGGGGUGUUCCUGGUGGUCCACCACUGCUUCCGACGCCUGGAUGUGCAGGCCUCCUGGCUAAGCUGCUGUCCAGGAAAUCGGCGCUCCCAGCCCAUACCAGUCUACACGCACACCUGCACCACUGUGAGUGGGGUGCAGACCACCUCUGAACAGGGAUCCCAGAUCUUCAUUGGCUGCCAUCCUCCAGGGGAUCCCCACAACACCUCAUCAGCCAGGUCCUCCUCCACCCCCAGUGGGAUCAGCAGUGUGGGCCCUGGGCCCUGCAAACUUACCAACCUGCUGCAGGUGGCACAAGAAAAUAGCAACAAUGCCACUCGUGCCCCAGCAGGCAUCAUCACCAGCACCAGUACAGACAAUAACAACAAGCAAGCUAACAACCUGCUGCCCACACUAGGCUCUGUAGCCCCUGUCCAGCCUCAGAGGAGGAAGGUCAGUGGCAGAACUAAACAAGGGAGCAGCCAGUAUCACCACCGAGGUGAAGGCAGAGGUCACUACCGUCUCAAAGCUAUGAGGACUGGUGGGGGAGGGGGCAGUAUGGGAGCACUGGGACCUACAGGUAUAGAGCAGCACAACACCGCCCAUCCAGCCCACAAACAGGCCGCUAGUGAGAAUGGCAGUCUCCAUCACAGCCACUCUGAAAGCCCGGCCAGCCCGCUAACCAACGGUAACGGUAGGAGAGUGGGGGGGACAGUGACCACCAGCCCCUCAGAGGGUAGCGACGGGGGCAGCAGCGGCAGCCGUAAGCCCUUCCCUCUGCUCCCCUCUGUGGCCAGCAGGGUGGCCAUGCAAGGUAGUAGGUGCAGCGCCAGCCGAGACAAUCUGAAACUGGCAGCGGCUGCAGAGCGGGAAGCUAAGCGCUGCUCCUACCCUCUCAACAGUAUCACUACCACUGUUCCAGGGGCUGCCCCUAACGGCACCAUCAAGAGCUCUGUGAUAGAGCUGGAAUUGGACACAAGUUGUACAGACCAUUCCCAGAGCUCUGUGGGCAUGAAAAGUAUGUGGAAGAGUGAAACUACAGUGUGACCCUCACUCUCUCCCAGCAAAUGUCCACAGUGGACCCUGGCAAUAUUUGAUAUGACUGCUGUUGUUGUAGUGUCCUACACCUGUAGAGACAAAUCCUCAUCUGAGAUCCAUUUGUGUAACUUCCCAGCUAGCAUAUAACGUUCUGAGAACCAUAGGUUUCUUAUAGAGCUUGGUGAGAGCGUGGUUGUCCUAUGGUUAUUUUGUAUAAAACCUUCCCACAACUUUCUGCAAAUGGUGCAGGAUAGUUGCUUGUCUUUGAAACAUCCUCAGUACAUUUAAGGAGCUUGACCAAAAAAAAGUUAUUUUCUUGGUAUUUCAUUACUUUAAGAGAACAUUCAAACAUGGUUACAUUUAAUAAAAAUGUUGGUAAUGUUCUAGAAACAUUCUCCAUCUGGUUUGACAUUUGGAAUGUUCUCAAAUAGUUCAGAGAACUUUAAGACACAACGUUCUUCUGUGGGAAUUUCAGUCCUUCAGCAUAAC
Molecule: messenger RNA, 5314 nt
Organism: Salvelinus sp. IW2-2015
Lineage: Eukaryota; Metazoa; Chordata; Actinopteri; Salmoniformes; Salmonidae
Source: RefSeq, a predicted model, not a curated record